UUAAAUGUAAACACAACCUGCUUUUAAAAUGUGACCAAAAAAUAUUAAUUUAAAAUUUAAACCAUGAACAAUAAUUUAUUUAUUCUUCAUGUAUAAAUAAAUAAACAGUAAAUGAUUGACAUCGAUAAAAUAAAAAGAAAUUUUCAAUUUUAGGAAUGCUAAUCGUAGCAGGGUCGAAAAAAAAUAUGUUUAAAUUUGAUUUUUCAACAUCUAAGGACGAGCAUGAAAAAGAAUCAGGAAAACUGGAGAUAGAAUGGUUACCCGCACAAGAAAUAAAUCCAAACUUAGUACGAACUAAUUCGCUUAUUGAAUCGUUGGAAGAAAAAGACAUUAAAAGGUUUCAGAGUGGUGAAUUAGAGAUAAAAUAUAUGAGUACAGAUUAUGCCGUCAAUCGUUUAGUAUUUUAUGAUGAGGAAAAUAUUAUAUUGAAUACAGAGCAUAGUCAUUCUGAUUUACUUCCAGGAAAAUAUGAAGGUGGUUUAAAAAUUUGGGAAGGUACCCAGGAUUUAGCAAAUUAUUUAAAUAAGGAAUAUAGUUCCUUAAAAGAUAAAUCAGUUCUAGACUUAGGAUGUGGUGCAGGAAUUUUAGGAAUAUUAGCAUGCUUUAAAAAUGCUAAUGUUGUUUUCCAAGACUACAAUUCAUCAGUUAUUAAUUUAUAUACAAUAAUUAACGUUUUCUUAAAUGAUUUUAAUGAUCCAGAAAAGUUUGCUUAUAAAUUUUUUUCUGGCGAUUGGGAAUCAUUUACUACGUUACGUGAAAAUUUUAAAAAAUUCGAUAUGAUAUUAACUUCAGAAACAAUUUACAAUGUCGAUAAUUAUGAAAAAUUGCAUUCAGUGUUCGAAAAAACUUUAUCAGAAAAUGGUAUUAUAUUUUUAGCUGCCAAAUCUUAUUAUUUUGGUGUAGGCGGUGGUACAAGACAAUUUGAAGAAUUCCUCAAAAAGAAAAAUAUUUUCAUUUCAGAAGUAGUUUGGAAAUUUACUGGUGGAGUGAAUCGUGAAAUUUUAAAAAUUUUUUUAUUUGAAAUCUCGACAACACCAAACUAA
Chrysoperla carnea is the source of this 1043-nucleotide messenger RNA. RefSeq names its product histidine protein methyltransferase 1 homolog. The record is from RefSeq and is a predicted model, not a curated record. Lineage: Eukaryota; Metazoa; Arthropoda; Insecta; Neuroptera; Chrysopidae. Bases 156 to 1043 code for a protein of 295 amino acids. Gene Ontology annotation, molecular function: protein-L-histidine N-tele-methyltransferase activity. Gene Ontology annotation, biological process: peptidyl-histidine methylation, to form tele-methylhistidine. The transcript is spliced from 6 exons.